Dermacentor albipictus is the source of this 1877-nucleotide messenger RNA. RefSeq names its product luciferin 4-monooxygenase-like. The record is from RefSeq and is a predicted model, not a curated record. NCBI's taxonomy places the organism in Eukaryota, Metazoa, Arthropoda, Arachnida, Ixodida, Ixodidae. Gene Ontology annotation, molecular function: CoA-ligase activity.
CUCGCGUUGCACGCUUUGGGGUUGGGCGUGUUUUUGCCAGCAUCGUGACAGUAUAUCGCAGUGGUGGUGGUAGAAAAACGCACACCGUUCUCAAAGCAUUCUUAUCGAGCACACAAUUCCUGCCUGUUUCACUUAUAACAAAUGUUUGGGCAGUCAUCUGAACCAUUGUCCUUCAGCUGAAGAUCACACUCGCAAUGAAAGCUAGGAUUGAGGAUGGCAUUGUCUAUUCCCCGUUUCCUGACGUGGAAAUUCCUUACUGCUCCUUCUAUGAAGCCGUCGAGAGGGCACUUCUCGUUGAUUCGGACAAGCCUAUCCUGGCCGACGACUCUGUCACACUGACCAAGAAAGACCUGCUGUCCCGUUUACGGCGCUAUGCAGCUGGCUUCCAGCGGCACGGAAUCAGGACUGGCACUCGUGUUUGCGUCCACGUCGACAACAACAUCGACAGCAUUGUCGCCAUGUGGGGCUGCGUCGUGGCUGGAGCAUCCAUAGUCCUUGCCAAGCCUUCGCUCACUCAGAGGGAGCUGCUGUUUCAGAUCACCGAUAGCGACAGCACACACCUUCUCGUUGACCCAGAGCUCUCCGAAAAGGCGCUAAACACAGUGUCCGCAUUGGAACUCAAGGGACACUUCGCCACUGGGACGGCGAAAGGCUUCGUAUCGACAUUGACGUUUCUGGACAUGGAUGAGACGGCGUUCCAGGAAACAAGAUUGGACGACCCACGAGAAUGCGUCCUCUGCAUCCUGUACACGUCAGGCACCACUGGUCUGCCCAAGGGUGUCGAGGUGACGCACUACGCUUUGCUGGCAAACCUUCGAAUGUCAAGGUGGACUUUCCCGCACGACGACUCGGACGUGGUACUUUUGCCAACACCCAUCACACAUGGCUCCGGCUUGUUGUUCAUAACAUUUAGCGUCCUGUUGGGCACGAAGACUGUAGUAAUGCCUCCGAACGCCAGCUUCGAAAGGGUAAUUAGUUCGGCCAGCAAGCACAAGGCGACGGCUGCCAUAUUCCUUCCAUCGCACCUCCAAUAUCUGGUGGAAGAGAUUCGGCGUACGGGCCAGCGCAUCAGUGGGCUGAGAUUCAUCUGUACUGGCGGAAGUGCCUUGAGCAAGCCACAAUACGACGCCGCCCUGGAGGCCUUCGGCAGUGAGCUUGAAUGCUUGGCGAACAUCUACGGCAUGUCCGAAGCCAUAAGCCUGCUGUGCUCGCCGUCACGGAAGGGGGCCAUCGGCAUCGAUUUGGGAUUUCCCGCGCCAAUGACGCAGAUAAAAAUUGUCGACAUGUCUACAGAAAGAAGACUCGGUCCAUAUCAAACGGGCGAGAUCCGCUAUCGCGCUCCAACUGUAAUGAAGAGCUACUACAAGCGACCAAAGGAAACACGGGAGUUUUUUGACGCCGAAGGAUGGUGCAAGUCAGGGGAUGCUGGCUACUACGACGAGGAAGGACGCAUACACUUCGUUCAGCGCUUCAAAGAAAUGAUCAAAUGUAUGGACAACCAAGUGGUGCCCGCUGCUCUUGAAGAAGUCUUGCUCAAGGAGCACUACCGAGAGGUGCUGGACGUCUGCGUAGUUGGCAUACCUUGCCCAAAGUACGGAGAAGCACCGGCAGCCGCCGUUGUGCCUCGAAACAAGGAUCGGAAAAGCCUCGUCGAUUUGGCCAACAGAAUCAAAUCUACCAUUCGUGAAAAUUUUGCCGUCCACAAGCACCUCUACGGCGGUGUGUUCUUUCUGGACUCGUUGCCCAAGACUGAAUCUGGAAAGACGAACAGGGCUGCCGUCCUUGAACAGUGCGCCUCGCUGUCUGCGUACUAAACGACCACGGCACACAGCGGACCGUGCUGCGAGUCCUUUACUACCUUUUGCAGGGAGAUGCAA